GCUGUCAAUUUUCCAUUGACAGCUGGCCAGCUGGCAGCACGGCCACAUUCCUUCCAAGCUGACAGCUUGUCACAUUUUCAGCCCUCUUUCCUUCCGACAUCUUGAACUACGUGAAACACGCGUUUUUCGGGUGUAGAAUUAUUUCAACCAAGAUGAAGCUGAACAAAAAUGUUUCCUCGUCUCGCCGCAAGAGCCGCAAGCGGCACUUCCAGGCCCCGUCGCACAUCCGCAGGAAGCUGAUGUCGGCGCCCCUGUCCAAGGAGCUGAAGCAGAAGUACACCGUCCGAUCGAUGCCAAUCCGCAAGGACGAUGAAGUGCAGGUCGUCCGUGGCCACUACAAGGGCAACCAGGUCGGUAAGGUUGUGCAGGUGUACCGUAAGAAGUUCGUUGUGUACAUCGAACGGAUCCAGCGCGAGAAGGCCAACGGAACGAACGUGUACGUCGGUGUGCACCCGUCCAAGUGUCUGAUCGUCAAGCUGAAGAUGGACAAGGAUCGCAAGAGGAUCUUGGACCGACGUGCCGCUGGCCGCCGGGCGGCUUUGUCGAAGGAGAAGGGCAAGUACACCGAAGAGAGCGCCGCUGCUUCCGCCAUGGAAACCAGCUCGUAAACAUCCGGCGUCUACCCUGAAACCUUUUCGGCUGGCCACCGCCGAUACCCCACAAAGAACCUAGUGUGCAGUUCGUUUCAUUCGUACAAUGCAAUCGGAGUGGACCGUCAGACUGUUGUUGCAUUCAUACAUGGAAGUGUAAACAAAAAUACCGAAUAAAUUGUAAGAGGAAAAACUUGGAAAA
Messenger RNA from Aedes albopictus (Asian tiger mosquito), 792 nucleotides. RefSeq names its product large ribosomal subunit protein uL24 (gene RpL26). The record is from RefSeq and is a predicted model, not a curated record. The transcript is spliced from 2 exons. Gene Ontology annotation, cellular component: ribosome; cytosolic large ribosomal subunit. Gene Ontology annotation, biological process: ribosomal large subunit biogenesis; cytoplasmic translation. Gene Ontology annotation, molecular function: structural constituent of ribosome; RNA binding. Lineage: Eukaryota; Metazoa; Arthropoda; Insecta; Diptera; Culicidae. Bases 153 to 608 code for a protein of 151 amino acids.